Molecule: messenger RNA, 2442 nt
Organism: Monodelphis domestica (gray short-tailed opossum)
Lineage: Eukaryota; Metazoa; Chordata; Mammalia; Didelphimorphia; Didelphidae
Gene: OSBP
Product: oxysterol binding protein
Cellular component (GO): perinuclear endoplasmic reticulum; plasma membrane; cytosol
Molecular function (GO): sterol binding
Source: RefSeq, marked inferred
AUGGCGGCGACCGAGCUGCGGGGAGUGGUGGGGCCCGGCCCGGCUAUGGGUGCUGCGCCGGGCGGCGGAGGCUCGGGAUCGGCCGCGACGGGAGGAGGAGGACGCGGCGACUCCGGGCCCGGGCCCGGAAUAGCGCCGGGCCCCACGGCGGUCGCUUCUGGAGGAGGCCCGGGACCGGGGCCGGGCCCCACGGCCACGGCUGGGGGAGGGUCGGCGGCCGGUCCCGCCCCUGCUCCGCCCACGGGGGGUUCGGGCGGCGGGACCGGGGGCUCAGGCUCCGGCUCGGCCCGGGAGGGCUGGCUCUUCAAAUGGACCAAUUACAUCAAGGGCUACCAGCGACGGUGGUUCGUGUUGAGCAACGGGCUCCUCAGCUACUACAGGUCAAAGGCAGAAAUGCGGCACACCUGCCGAGGAACCAUCAACCUAGCCACUGCCAACAUCACUGUGGAGGAUUCCUGCAACUUCAUCAUCUCUAAUGGUGGAGCUCAGACUUACCACCUGAAGGCCAGCUCAGAAGUAGAGCGUCAGCGCUGGGUGACAGCCUUGGAACUGGCCAAGGCAAAGGCUGUGAAGAUGUUGGCAGAGUCAGACGAAUCAGGAGAUGAAGAAUCAGUCUCUCAAACUGAUAAGACAGAACUUCAGAAUACGCUCCGGACCCUCUCCAGCAAAGUGGAAGACUUGAGCACCUGCAAUGACCUGAUUGCUAAGCAUGGCACAGCUCUCCAGCGGUCCCUCAGUGAGCUGGAGUCCCUCAAACUGCCUGCUGAGAGCAAUGAAAAGAUCAAGCAGGUCAAUGAACGUGCUACACUCUUCAGGAUCACAUCCAAUGCCAUGAUUAAUGCCUGCAGGGAUUUCCUGAUGUUGGCCCAGACACAUAGCAAGAAGUGGCAGAAGUCUCUGCAGUAUGAACGAGACCAGCGUAUUCGCCUGGAGGAGACCUUGGAGCAGCUGGCCAAGCAGCAUAACCACCUGGAGAGGGCUUUCCGGGGUGCCACAGUGCUGCCAGCAAGCGCCCCUGGCAGCACUGGUUCUGUGAAAGAUCAGAUCUGUUCGGGCAAAGGAGAUAUGAGUGAUGAAGAUGAUGACAAUGAAUUCUUCGAUGCUCCCGAGAUCAUCACCAUGCCCGAGAGCUUGGGCCACAAACGGACUGGCAGCAAUAUCAGUGGGGCCAGCAGUGACAUCAGCCUGGACGAGCAGUAUAAACAUCAGUUGGAAGAGACGAAGAAGGAAAAAAGAACUCGAAUUCCCUAUAAGCCAAACUACAGCCUCAACUUAUGGAGUAUAAUGAAGAACUGUAUUGGAAAGGAACUCUCCAAGAUCCCAAUGCCGGUGAACUUUAAUGAACCCCUGUCCAUGCUUCAGCGCCUCACUGAAGAUUUGGAAUAUCAUGAACUCUUAGACCGAGCUGCAAAAUGUGAGAACUCACUAGAACAGCUGUGCUACGUGGCUGCUUUCACCGUGUCCUCCUACUCCACUACUGUCUUCCGUACUAGUAAGCCAUUCAAUCCACUCCUAGGAGAGACCUUUGAGCUGGACCGCCUUGAGGAGAAUGGUUAUCGAUCCCUCUGUGAACAGGUGAGCCACCAUCCCCCUGCUGCCGCACACCAUGCUGAAUCCAAAAAUGGCUGGACAUUACGACAGGAAAUCAAAAUCACCAGCAAGUUCCGUGGCAAAUAUCUGUCCAUCAUGCCCCUUGGUAGCAUCCAUUGUAUCUUCCAUGCCACUGGUCAUCAUUACACUUGGAAAAAAGUCACCACCACAGUGCACAACAUUAUUGUGGGCAAAUUGUGGAUAGAUCAGUCUGGCGAGAUUGACAUUGUGAAUCAUAAGACAGGAGACAAGUGCAAUCUCAAGUUUGUUCCUUACAGCUACUUUUCCCGAGAUGUGGCCAGGAAGGUUACAGGAGAAGUCACAGACCCAUCAGGAAAAGUACACUUUGCCCUUCUGGGUACCUGGGAUGAGAAAAUGGAUUAUUUCAAAGUGCUCCCAAGCAAUGGGGAUAAUGGGAGUGACAGUCGGCAAAGAAGCCAUGACUUAGAAGACAGCAGGAUCAUGCUUUGGAAGAGGAACCCUUUGCCGAAGAAUGCAGAGAACAUGUACUACUUCUCUGAACUUGCCCUGACUCUCAAUGCAUGGGAGAGUGGCACAGCCCCCACGGACAGCCGCCUGAGGCCUGACCAGAGACUGAUGGAAAACGGACGCUGGGAUGAGGCCAAUGCGGAGAAGCAGCGCCUGGAGGAGAAGCAACGUCUUUCCAGGAAGAAGAGGGAAGCCGAGGCUGUGAAAGCCACCGAGGAUGGCACUCCGUACGACCCUUACAAGGCACUGUGGUUUGAGAGGAAAAAGGACCCUGUUACCAAGGAGUUAACCCAUAUUUAUAGAGGAGGAUACUGGGAAAGUAAAGAAAAACAGGACUGGAGCUCAUGCCCAGACAUUUUCUGA